AUGGAAAAGACAAGCCUCGGUUGGAAGGAAUUUGAGGAAUCCUUGUGCAAGAGGUUUGGUAACAAAAUUUGCAAAGAUAUAGUGGAAGAAUUUAACAAGAUUCAGCAGAAUGGGAGUGUUGAGGACUAUCAGGAAAAGUUUGAGAAGCUCAAGCCUUUAAUGUUGAUGAAAAAUCCCCAAUUAGAUGAAGGCUACUUUGUGUCAAGCUUUAUUAGUGGACUUAAGGAAGAAAUUAAACCAAUCAUCAGAAUGCUUAAACCUACAGAGCUGUCUGCUGCCUAUGAGAUGGUUCAAUUGCAGGAGUACUCCUUGCAGUUGCAGAACAAACAAGAAAAGGAAUUACAGAAAAGUCUAGUGGAAAAUAAGUUUGGCAUGCAUAAAAGUCAGCCUCCAAAUACAAACUCAGGAAAUCUAUACAUAAUUCCCCCUGUUAGCCAGCACAAGUUCUCCAGUGCAAGAAAGGCAACUCCAGAUAAUAACUCCACCAGAGGAUUUCACCACAGGAAAUUCAGACAUCAGUGCAAGAUGGGACACUUAAACUUCUUCAUUGGGGAUGAAGAAGAGGACACAGAAUUUGAGGAUGCAGUGGGGGAACAGGAUGAGCACACUGGGAAUCCAAGAACUGUUAUGGAAAUGUCCUUACAUAUAUUGUCAGAAUCUCUCAAGAGGAAAACUAUCACGAUCACAGGGCAACUGGAUGGAGAGGAAGUGGUAAUCCUGGUGGAUACAGGGAGUUCUGACAGUUACAUUAACAGUGAGUUGGUCAUUGCACUAGACAUUCCCUAUAGAAUGGUUUCACCCUUCUCUGUCAUUGUUAGGAAUGGAGCAUGUGUAACCAGCAAGGCUAUCUGUCCCAGGGUCAGAUGGGAAGUCAAUCAACACAAAUUUGGCUUUGAUCUGAAGGUGAUGCAACUGAGUGGCUGGCAUAUUAUGCUGGGAGUGGAUUGGAUGACUCAUUUUAGUCCUAUCACGUUUGAUUUUCACAACCUCGGAAUCUCUAUGAAGUAUCAAGGAGAAAUGGUUCAUCUGCAAGGGAGUUCAGAGGAUUGUGAGCUGGAUCUGAUCAGGGGCAAGGAUCUUAGGCACUUCAUAGAGUACAAGAAAAAGUACUUUGCUAUAAGAACCAUGGAGACAGACAUGGCCUCAACAAGUGCCUCAAAAAAGACAGGAGAGGAUCAGCAACCUCAGGAGAUCAGAGACUUACUGGAGGAAUUUUCAGUUGUCAUUCAGCAACCUGUAUCCUUACCACCUGCCAGGGCAUGUGACCAUGCAAUUCCCUUGAAGCCAGGAGCUCAACCAUUCAAGUUAAAGCCCUAUAGAUACCUCCAUUCCCAGAAGAAUGACAUUGAAAAACAAGUUACAAUGAUGUUCCAACAUGGAAUUGCAAGGAACAGCAACAGUCCAUUUGCAUCACCAGUUUUACUGGUCAAGAAGAAUGAAGGUACUUGGAGAUUCUGUGUGGAUUGCAGGAAACUGAAUGCGAUCACCAUCAAGGAUUGCUAUCCCAUUCCAAAUGUGAACGAGCUGCUGAAUGAAUUAGUUGGAUCCAAGUAUAAGUCUAUGUUGGAUUGGACAGCAGGAUACCAUUAG
This is a messenger RNA of Coffea arabica (coffee), 1590 nucleotides long. RefSeq lists its product as uncharacterized. The record is from RefSeq and is a predicted model, not a curated record. Gene Ontology annotation, biological process: proteolysis. NCBI's taxonomy places the organism in Eukaryota, Viridiplantae, Streptophyta, Magnoliopsida, Gentianales, Rubiaceae. Gene Ontology annotation, molecular function: aspartic-type endopeptidase activity.